AUGGAACUUGUCGGCUGCUUCGCCAGGUUACGAAUUUACGAGGAGAAUGCUCGAUUCAUACUAAUCUCCUUACUGUUAGUGCUCUACCUCAUGCUUGGUGCUUUACUCUUUAAUCAUGUCGAACGGGAAAAUGAAAUCCAAGAGCGGCGAGAACAAUGUGAGCUUGUGAACAAUGAGCCAUUUCAUUGGCCAGCUCAAUAG
Messenger RNA from Strongylus vulgaris, 201 nucleotides. The record is from the annotation of a GenBank genome assembly. Lineage: Eukaryota; Metazoa; Nematoda; Chromadorea; Rhabditida; Strongylidae.